Sorex fumeus (smoky shrew) is the source of this 2976-nucleotide messenger RNA. RefSeq names its product CAP-Gly domain-containing linker protein 1-like. Gene Ontology annotation, biological process: cytoplasmic microtubule organization; positive regulation of microtubule polymerization. The record is from RefSeq and is a predicted model, not a curated record. Lineage: Eukaryota; Metazoa; Chordata; Mammalia; Eulipotyphla; Soricidae. Gene Ontology annotation, cellular component: cytoplasm; microtubule plus-end; nucleus. Gene Ontology annotation, molecular function: microtubule plus-end binding.
AAGGCCCCCACCAAGAUCCUCAAGCAUGGGAGCUGGGCCCUGAAGGCACCGUCGGCCAGUAAGUCGGCUGCUCCCGUUGAGAAGACCGUGCCUGGGGAGAAAACCCCCAGCGCCCCCUCCUCGGAGAUGCAGGAGGAGUUUGUGGGCGACUUCCAGGUCGGGGAACGAGUCUGGGUGAACGGGAAUAAGCCUGGAUUCAUCCAGUUCCUCGGGGAGACCCAGUUUGCCCCUGGUCAGUGGGCGGGGAUCGUCUUGGACGAGCCCAUCGGCAAGAACGACGGCUUGGUGGUGGGUGUGCGCUACUUCCAGUGCGAGCCGCUGAAGGGCAUCUUCACCUGUCCGUCCAAGCUGAGUAGGAGCUUGCAGGCCGACGAUGAGACCAACUGCCGGCAGCCAGCGCCUGCCGCCUGGGCCACACCGCCCCUGUCGGCCUCCCCGGCCCUUGCCGGCACCGCGAAGGUGCCGCAGUCCCCCGCGAAGGAGUCACCGGCCACCCCUCACAUCAGCAGCCUGACCAGGACGGCCAGCGAGUCCAUCUCCAACCUCUCUGAGGCCGGCUCCCUCAAGAAAGGGGAGCGGGAGCUGAAGCUCGGGGACCAGGUGCUGGUGGGAGGCAUGGAGGCCGGUGUGGUGCGCUUCCUCGGGGAGACGGACUUCGCCAAGGGGGAUUGGUGCGGCAUAGAGCUGGACAAGCCACUGGGCAAGAACGAUGGUGCCGUGGCCGGAACGAGGUACUUCCAGUGUCAGCCCAAGUAUGGCUUGUUUGCUCCCAUUCACAAAGUCACCAGGAUCGGCUUCCCGUCCGCGACUCCAGCCAAGGGCAAGGUGGCCGCCGUGAGGCGUGUGAUGGCCACCACCCCCGCCAGCCUGAAGCGCAGCCCUUCGGCCUCCUCGCUCAGCUCCGUCAGCUCCGGGGCCUCAUCCGUGAGCAGCAGGCCCGGCCGCACGGGACUAUUGCCGGAAACCUCCUCCUGCUACGCCCACAAGAUCUCUGGCACCACCGCCCUCCAGGAGGUGCUGAAGGAGAAGCAGCAGCACAUUGAGAAGCUGCUGGCCGAGCGGGACCUAGAGCGGGCGGAGGUGGCCAAGGCCACGAGCCACAUGGGGGAGAUAGAACAGGAGCUGGCCCGCCGGAACGGGCACAACCAGCACGUCCUGGAGCUGGAGGCCAAGAACGACGAGCUGCGGGCCAUGCUGGAAGGGACCGACUGGGAGAAGGUGGAGCUGCUGAACCAGCUGGAGGAGCAGAAGGAGGUGAAGGCCCUGCAGGCGGCCUCUGAGAAGCUUGCCAAGGAGAACGAGGGCCUGAGGACCAAGCUGGACCAUGCCAACAAGGAGAAUGCGGACGUGAUCGCCCUGUGUAAGUCCAAGCUGGAGACGGCCAUCGCCCCGCACCAACAGGCCAUGGGCGAGCUGAAGGCAUCCGUGAGCCAGAGCGUGGGCGCCGAGGCGGCCGAGCUGGCCGAGCUCAAGAUGCAGAUCGAGAGGCUACAGUUCGAGUACCAGCAGGAGGUGGAGAGCCUGAAGGCCCAGCAGGCGGCUGAGCGUGCGGCGCACGCCUCCGAGCUGCAGACGCUCAGGUCGCGGCUAUUCAGGACGGCCCGGGAGCAGAAGAACAGUCUGGAGGCCACACGGGCCAAGCUCGACCAGAUCAAGGACCAGCACCUGGUGGAGAUGGAGGAUGCCCUGAACAAGCUGCAGGAGGCGGAGACGAAGGUAAAGCACCUGGAUGGGUUGCGGGCCGUGUGUAGUCAGCAAGCCCAGGCCCUGGCCAAUGCCACGGCACAGCUGGAGGCCACCCGGCAGAAGCUCUUGCAGCUCGAUGGGCUCUGGAAGGCCAGUUCCGAAGGUCAAUUGGGAAUGGAGAAGCUCAGGCAGCAGCUCCAGGUGGCUGAGCGGCAGAUUCAGGAGGAGGAGAAGGUGGACGUGAGCCGCAGCCAGUGCCAGGCUCUACAGGCUGAGCACGCCAAGGCCAGCGUGGAGAGCCAGGGGCAGCACGAGGAGGCGCCGCAGGCCCUGCAGCAGCUGCUGCUGCAGGCGAAGGAGAAGCUGCAGGCGGUGCAGGCGGAGAACGGGAGCCUGCUGCGGGAGGUGGCUGAGCUGAAGACGCAAGCCGACAAGGAGCUGCUGGGCCAGAAGGCCACGAAACUCCAGCGGCAACUGCACUGGCUGCUGAAAGACCAGGCGCUGCUGGAGGCGCAGCAGACCGAGCUGCUGGCAGAGCGGGAGGCGUCCCUGCAUGCCCUGGCCUUUCUGGAGGACUCCAGGAACACCAAUGCGAAGUUUCAGAGUGAGAACGCGCGGAGCCGGGCGCCCCCCCGACGAGGGAGUCUCGGAGCCCGAAGCCUGAUCCUGACGCCGUCGUCGAUCCCGGACCCGGAGCUGCACGCCAGGGGCCCCCGCCCGCCCCACCCCGCACGAGGGGCCGGACGCCUAGGCCGCUGUCCAGUCCUGCCGCCGCCGCCGCCCGGCCCCGCGGACAGACGCCUCCGGACUCAGACCCCCGCGCCCCAGGACUCGCGCGCCCCCAGUAAAGACGGUCACGUGGCCUCGGGGUGCGCCUCGCUGGGCGCCAGGGGCUGGGGUCCGCCCCGCGCGGGGAGACGGGCGCCGGGGGUCGCCCGCCAGGAGUCGCAGGCCCUGUUCCGGCCCCCGCCAACCAACCUGGCGCCACGGAGCUCGGGCAUCCGGCAGGAGGCCCCCCAGGGACCGCUGCGCGGGCAGCGCCCCCUCCUGCGGCUCCGCAGCCACGGGCUGUUCCCCGAGGGGCGGGCAGGGAACCCCCGGGACGCGGGGACGCGGCCUGAGCGAGGCGCUGCUGGGUGCGGGUGGGCGGGACCCCCGCGCCAGGCAGGGCCCGGCACCUGUGCAGUUCGCACGGCGGCCAGCAGAGGGCGCCGCGAGCCGCUCACGGGGCUGCUGACCGCGCUGGGCCGGGCGCCCCCCGACGAGGGAGAUGCGGAGCCCGAAACCUGA